GAUUUUUAGAGCACCUCAGACGACAUCCCAAGUGGAUGAUUAACUUCACCAUGGCAGAACUCACAGUGGAGAACGGUAACUGUAUGGACUGGCAAAAGCGGUGCCUUGCGUUGGAGUCCCAGCUCUUCAAAUUCCGCUUGCAGGCAAGCAAGAUCCGAGAGCUGCUGGCUGAGAAGAUGCAGGAAUUGGAACAGAGAGUGAUCGAAGCAGAGCAAAGAGCUGAGGAUGCAGAGAAACAGGUCAGAGUUAUGGAAGAGAAGAUAAAACUAGCCAGCGUGAAGACCAGUGAAUCAGACAGCACUCUGCACAGGAAAUACCAAGAGUUGAUGGGCACAGUGCAAGGAAAAGAAGAUCUGAUCAACAGAUUGGAGACACAGCUAGCAAAACAGAAACAGUUGAGGACUGAGGAAGCUAAAAUUGUUCAAGAGAAAGCUGCCAAGAUCAAAGAGUGGGUAACAUUUAAGCUGAGAGAGCUUGAACUAGAAAAUUACCACCUGAAAAACUGUAAUCGGAGGCUGACGGAGCAAAUUGAAGCCCUUCAGGACACGUUGCAAGAUAUGACCAGCAUUCCUCCCUUGGAAUCCCUUUGGAGCCAUCAUUCUCUGAAGCCCAGAGCAUCACAGGCCUCUUUUGCUGAGAAGAUAGACCAGAAAUCUGUGCUCCUUGCACCUGGUUUCAGACAGGUGUGUCAGACAGGACCUACCAAACGUGUCCUUUCUACAGCAAACAUAGUUCUUGCCAAUGACACCUUUGCCAAGGAUGGGGAGGAUAAAUCUCUGUUUUCCCAGAGUACGCUGAAGCUCAUGUCUGAUCCAUCAAACUGGAAUCUCUCCACAGAGAAAGACGUAUUCCCAGCCAUAAGUUCUGAACAUAGGUUAGGGUGCUCUGAUCCCACAUCACUGGACCCACCAGCUGAGGCCACAAGAAUCCUUGAUGCUUUGACUUUCCAGUCAUCUUUGGAAGGAAACCAUAGAGCUGUGAGCACCUUGCAACAAGUGGCUUUGGAUGGCACAUGCUUCUCUGAUGAUCUGAGUGCCAGGUUCCGCUCCCACCGGCUGGACUCCUCUUCCUCAGGAGAAAUAAUGAGCAUGCUGGAGGGCUGUCUCCAAACUGCUGAGCCGUCCAUCGUUGUGUCAACAUCAGCUGUUACAGCACGUUCCUUCUGUCCAGGGAGGGAAUGCGGCCUUGGCAGUAGUAUGACCUUUCCGAAAAUACGAACUCCCAAUACACCAAGAGACAGUAUCCAACUAGCCAAGAGACAUUACAGCCAACCACAGCCAGGGGCUAAUUCUUUCCAUCGCAUAACGAGCUUAGAGGCUAGCACCUUCCAGCCCAUAACAGACUCUCUAGUCUGCCCUGGGCAAGUGAAGGAGACAGACAUUGAUGAUGAUGGGGUACUGGAGAAGAUGGAGACGGAACGUGACCUGGUGAGGGAAGAAGCUGGAGCGUGUGAGGAAAUCAACUGCUUAUCUACAGUGCAAAGAGAAGCUGUGAGUUCUGAGGCUGGCGUACUCAACCCAGGAGGUAAACCUCCCACACCACCGCUGCACAGAUUACCAUCAUGGGAGAGUCGAAUCUAUGCUGUGGCUAAGUCUGGCAUGAGGUUUUCUGAAGUGGCCACAGUGAAUGAUACUUCCAGCUGCUUUUACAAUUUGUCGCGUGCAACUUCUGGGCCGUUUACCUGUCUCAUCUACAGAAAUGUCACAGUGCCAGUCUACACUACGCUGAAGGGGAAAGCCACACAGAUCAGCAACGUGCCUUUCUUAGAUGAGUCUUCAGGCUCUGAUGAUGACUGUGGCUCCCAUGCCAGCUUCAGGAAUUCUACUGCUGGAUCCGAGAACAGGAAAGCCAGCAUGCCAGGCAGCCCUCGUGCAGUGAAGAGAGGUGUGUCUAUGUCCUCACUGAGUUCCGAGAGUGACUAUGCCAUCCCUCCUGAUGCCUACUCCUUGGAUGGUGACUAUUCAGAGCCAGAACAUAAGCUACAGCGAACAUCUUCCUAUUCUACUGAUGGUGGAAUUUGCACUGAGCCCAUGGAGAAGUCGGGUUACUUGCUGAAAAUGGGCAGCCAGGUGAAGAUGUGGAAGAGACGAUGGUUUGUUCUGAGAAACAGGCAAAUCAUGUACUACAAGUCUCCGAGCGACGUUAUCCGCAAACCACAAGGGCAGAUGGAGCUGAAUUCCUCGUGCCAAAUUGUCAGAGGUGAAGGGUCGCAGACAUUCCAGCUCAUAACAGAAAAGAGAACCUAUUUCCUGACAGCAGACUCUCCCAACAUCCUGGAGGAAUGGAUUCAUGUCCUACAGAGUAUCCUGAGGGUGCAAGUGACCAGUCCUGUUGGUGUUCCUCAUAGUGAUGCUAAACCUACUGUGAAAGGCUGGCUCACCAAGGUCAAGCAUGGCCACUCUAAGCUGGUCUGGUGUGCACUGAUUGGAAAAACUUUCUACUACUAUCGAAAUCAUGAAGAUAAGUGUCCCCUGGGGCACCUGCCUAUGCGUGAGUCCAAAGUGGAAGAAGUAGACCGUUCCUGUGACUCUGAUGAAGAUUAUGAAGCCACUGGUGGAGGUCUUCUCUCAUCUCACUGUACGUUGGUGAUUCACCCGCAGGACCAGAGUCCCACAUACUUACUCAUUCGCACCAAACAGGAGAAGAACACCUGGCUGUACCAUCUGACCGUAGCGGCUGGUAGCAGUAAUGCCACAGUGGGCACGUCAUAUGAACAACUCAUUGGAAAACUAUUGGAUGCAGAGGGAGACCCCAAUUCUCCUCUGUGGAAACAUCCUAUGUUGUGCUAUAGUAAAGAUGGGUUGCACACAUCCCUCACCACUCUGCCGUCGGAAGCUCUACAGACUGAAGCUCUGAAACUUUUUAAGUCCUGUCAGCUGUUCAUCAAUGUCCCCGUGGAGGCACCUUCUAUUGAUUACCACGUGUCACUUGCCCAGACAGCACUGCAGGUCUGCUUGACACAUACUGAGCUGCAGAAUGAAAUUUACUGUCAGCUUGUUAAACAGACCAGCUGCCGGCAGCCUCAGAACCACUCAGUCAUUCAGUGCUGGCAACUCUUGGCUCUGUGUGCUCCUCUAUUUCUGCCUCAACAUCACUUCCUCUGGUACAUCAAGCAGCACUUCCAGCGACAUGCAGACCCCAGGAGUGAAAUAGGCAAGUAUGCCAUCUACUGCCAGAGAUCAGUAGACCGCACUGUGCAGGCUGGUGAGCGGGAAGCCAAGCCCUCCCGGAUGGAGAUUGUGUCCAUCCUGCUGAGAAAUCCCUACCACCACUCGCUCCCCUUUAGCAUCCCAGUGCACUUCAUGAAUGGUACCUACCAGGUUGUAGGUUUUGAUGGUUCCUCAACAGUUGAUGAAUUCAUCCAGCAACUGAACCAGGAGACAGGAAUGAGGAAGCCAUCCCACAUGGGAUUUUCUCUGUUCACAGAUGAUCCUUCUGGCAGGAAUUUGGAACAUUGUCUGCAGGGCAACAUGAAGAUCUGUGAUGUCAUUUCUAAAUGGGAACAAGCCUUAAAAGAAUUGCAUCCCGGGAAAUAUGAAGGUGGCACAAGAAUUGUGAAGUUGACCUAUAAAAACAGGCUAUAUUUUCGGAGCCAGGCCAAAGGUGAGACAGACCGGGAGCGGUUGCUACUGGCCUUUCAAGUCAGCAAUGAAAUAGCCAAUGGAAGAUUUCCUGUUAAUAAGGAAUUAGCUCUGGAAAUGGUGGCUCUGAUGGCUCAGGUGGAAUAUGGGGAUUUGGAUCGACCAGGAUCUUCGAGUCCUGGAGGAACAUCACAAUCAAAAAUGCAGCAUCUUCUCCACCAGGUCUUAGAUAAAUUCUACCCCAAACGCUACAAGCAAAACAUUACUCCCGAACAGCUCAGGCAACUGGCUGACAGGCUGGCAACAAAGUGGAUGGUUCUACAGGGAUGCUCUCCACCAGAAUGCAUUCGAAUUUAUUUGACAGUGGCCCGGAAAUGGCCUCUCUUUGGAGCCAAAGUAUUUACUGCAAAGCCUGUUUUGCCUUCCUCAUUAGAAGACUGUCCAGUCUGGAUAGCUGUGAAUGAAGAUGGUAUCAGCAUACUGGAUUAUAACACUAUGCACUUGAAGGUUUCUUAUUCAUACUCCUCUGUGCUGACCUUUGGAGGCUGUCGAGAUGACUUCAUGAUUGUAGUCAGUCAAAUGAAGGAAAGGAGUUCUGGAAAAAACAGCACUGAAAAACUCCUUUUCACAAUGGCAAUUCCAAAGAUUGUUGAAGCAACACUUCUUAUUGCCAGCUAUAUUAACUACCGUUCGACACCUUCGCUCCUGCCUUCUACCCAGCCCUCCCGCAGCAGAACACCUGCUAACAAGCUCUGGGAGACUGAAAGUCGGUGCUUUUUUCCAUCGGUGCCCCGAAGCACUAAGGGGCCCACCCUGCUCUGAGGGCUCAUUCCAAAUGACUUGAGGGAUUUGAUUGAUUGUUUGUUUUUUGGUUUUCGGUUGGUUUUGUGGUUUGGUUUUUUUUUUUUUUUUGCACUGCUCUGUACUGAAUUACAGACUGCUGCUGUGAUUUUGCUGGUUACACACCUUACUUUAAUGCAGGCUCUGAUUCUUUUUCCGUAAGAAUAGACAAAGUUCCUUAGUGGAUGUAGAGGCAGUGUCCCUUCUGUUUUUUUAAAAAGUCUUGCUUUUGGGGACUGUGCAGGAGUUUUGUUUCCAUGCCACACUCCAUCCAAAAUACCAUGCCUCAGGUCACUUGCCUGCACAGUGCUCCAGUCACAUUACAUCUGCUCUCCUUCCUUGCACCUAUUCUUCUUCCAUCUCCUGAUCAUACUGCUGUGCUUACAAGCACAAAGGUUUUCUUUGAUCCCUCCCAUUUUCAGCUUUGCACCUGCCUUUAGAUCACUGCGCACCCUGUGUCACACACCCUGUGUCUGGAAUCACAGUCCAGCUCUUAAAACUCCUAGUGAGCUCUUUUCCUCAUCAUAGCCCCUUUCAGUUAUUACAAUUAUUUCCAAUAAUCUUCUGUUUGCAUCAAUCCCUGACACGCUCACUUUUUACCUGGGUUAGACUGCAACCUCUGCAUAGCAGAUUUGAGUGGCAAUAGGCUUGAAUCUGACUCAGUGGGCUGAACACAGACCUAUUAAAAGUAAAACCAGGUGGUAAUGGAUGGUGUGGCAUGUGGCACGAACCCUGUACAAAGAUGCACCCUAUUGAAUACUGCCUGUAUUAGGAGCUGCGUAUCACUGCACUGUAAACUAGAUAUACCAUGGAAAGGCUAUUACCAGAGUGUAAAGAUUAACUUGACAUAGUCUGAUCAGGUAGUUUAGACAUAACUUUGGUUCUAUACUCUGGUUGUGAAUAGCCAUCACACUAAAGUUUUUUUACCAUGUUUAAAUUCAAUUCUGCCACUCCCAGAACAACUACUAAGAUAGUCUUUUUGCAAAGACCAUAAUCAUUUCUAUGCAACUGCUUAACACAACCAAGAUGACAAUUUAAUUUUCCCUAGAGCUAUAACGACUACUCCCUGAAACUGAUGCCAAAACCAAAAGACAGAAACUUUCCAAGUCCUUGCUCCAGGCAUGAAAGGAAGAAGACAGUUUAGAAGAAAGAGGAACUAAACUGACAAGACUAAUUCUGAUGCAAGUCAAGGGUAAUUUCAGAUCUGAAAUACGGAGUACAGAAUAAGAGUUCAGUGGUACUGAAACGUCUUUGCAUGUUGAGGACUCAGAACGGCUGGGACUGGAACACUGUCAGAUGAUGCCCUGUCUCCUACAGGAUGGGUAUGUUUCGGGAGCCGAUGCUGUUCUACAAAGAGAGAAACAUUAUAUCUCUGCUGCAGGACUGAAGGUGUUGCAUGCUCCACCAUCAGACAAGCACUUUCAAAGACUCUUUUUGUUAAUCACUGUCGUAGAUGUCUCGGGAUGUGUUUGAAACUGCACACAAUCUCAGACAAAGGAAGACCAGGCAAGCAAAUUUUGUACUUUUUCUGUCUUUCAGCAACUGGAACAGAUCUUCCCAAACCAGCUCUGCCAUUCUGACUUGACAGAAGGUGAUCCUUUCAAACUCCUGCUUCCUUCGUGCUCCCACAGCAAGGAGGAGGUAGUCAGCAAAUGUGUACUCAAGUAUUCUUCUUCAGACUUUCCUAAAGAAUGGGGGGUUUUGAAUCUGUUUCAAAGGGACUUUGUUAUGGUUGAGAAGGUUGAUGGAUUUUAAACAAUAUUUAAAAAAAAAAAACAAACAAAUAGCAGGUUGUCUUGAAAGAAUCUAAAUCUGCCCGGCUUGAGUUCAGCUAGUCUCAUAAACAUUCUAAAAAAGCUAAGGAAGGAUAACUGCACUUUCAAAAGUACCAUCUGCAACUUCAUAAUAAUUACGCAUUCAUGGGCAACUUUCCCAAAUUCAAACAGUGUGAAUCCAACCAUUAGAAAGAAUCCAGUAAUAGCAAACCAAAGCUAUUCACAAAUGAACAAACCAACCGUACCAGUGUUUUUACUCCCUGGUACCUGCCACCAACCUUGAAAUAUCCAACUAAUGCACACAGUGGAGCUGAUACUUCAAGAAGUUUUUGUCUCACUUAUGAUUGCUGCAAAGCCACAAAUUAAAAAAGGACAGGAUGGGACAUACAAGAUUGUAUGAAGAGAGAUCUGAUUGGCACAUACUGUAAUGUACCCACUUGUUAUGAAUUUAAGGACCAUCCCUUGAAGCUACAGAAAAGGGUGGAAGCUUUCUGAGCCAAAAACAAUUUUGAGAAGGUAUUUAGUCUCUCUUUUUUCCCUUAGAUACUUUUAAGUGACUAUAUAUACUGAUAGAGUGGUCAGUAGUACGUAUUUCACUGCUCUCUCACAUACCUGGUGAUCUUAGUAUAAAUACAUCAGUUUGAAUACAGAGAGCAUUAUUCCUCCUCACUCAAUCACCUGUGCCUAACUCUUCCUCCCGUACCUGAAGGUCUGUGUCCCACCAGUAACUGAGCUGCUUCAGAAUAAGCUGAGCUGUCAUCAGUGCUGGGGAUGCUCAAGGCAUAAAAGUCUGCAGCUCAGAGGCUGUACUUCCCUCACAGCACUGACACUCGUGUCCUGAGAGACUUGGACCAGGGCAAACAGGAAGCACAGAUGUUUGAAUAAGCAAGAGCUGCCCCAAAGCUCAUUAUUUUCUGCUAUAACUGCACUUUAAAUUGAGAAGCAUGGCAUAUAGAACUUUUUAUUCAUCAAUACUUGAGUAUUUCAGGGACAACCCCACUCUGAUGGAUGCACAUAUACCUCCUAUUUAUAGCUUACCUGACUUCAUCCAACCAACCAAACCUGUGUAGAUAUCUAUUUUGUAUGAAUCUUUGGUAGAGAAAACAAUUUUUAUUUUAAUCAAUGCUUUUGACAAUGAUUAUUGCUGCAGCAUAGAAUGAGAUGACAGGAGCCUUUGUUUACCCAACUGCUGUGUGUAUGUAAAAGGCUGUCUGGGAAAUACUGUGAGAUUUCUGCUUGUUCUUAAUAAAAUGCAGUUGUGAUUGAUUACACUG
This is a messenger RNA of Calidris pugnax (ruff), 7470 nucleotides long. It is a transcript of the gene PLEKHH1, whose product is annotated as pleckstrin homology, MyTH4 and FERM domain containing H1. Bases 36 to 4403 code for a protein of 1455 amino acids. The record is from RefSeq and is a predicted model, not a curated record. NCBI's taxonomy places the organism in Eukaryota, Metazoa, Chordata, Aves, Charadriiformes, Scolopacidae. Gene Ontology annotation, cellular component: cytoskeleton. The transcript has 28 exons.